AUGGCGUCCGAGAAAGGUCCCGUCGCGACGGAAGCCCCGCCCUUCUCAUCUAAUACCUCCCAACCUACGAUUCCCUCCGAUCCUGUUUCUGUCGAGACCUUAACUGCUGAAGCUGCUCGUGCGACACAGUCGCUUAAGAGGCAGCGGGAAUCUUCGCCUGUCUCUCCGUCCUCGGCGUUAUCGGCACUCCAUCGUGAGCUAUCGCCAUCAAAAGUAGCCAGGCUCGGCCUACCACCGAGAUUCUCUCCACCUUUAACUGGAGCUGCAGCCGUCGAGGAGGAGCGGCGCAGAGAAGAAGAGCAGUACAAGAUACAAGUUUCUGGUGCUAGCGAUAAUACUGCCUUCAAAGCUCAAUCUGCAUUGAUGUCUGCUAGCGCUCUCGCCAUGAGCCGACCUCAGGAAGCUCCUCAGGAUGUGUCCCAAGAUAUUCCACAGGAUAUUUCUCAGGAAUCCCGCCAGGAACCACCUCAAGCUGCUCCUCAGGUAGAAGACGUGCAGCCUGCGCCUCCUCCCGUAUCCAUACCGCUCCCCGACGCCCAAAAUCCAGAAUCAAAGCCCGAUGACAUUAGUCCUCAGAGCGCGACUAGCUUGGGUAGCUUAGGGGGUGGACCUGGCGCGCCAGUGACGACUAGCCCUGGGCCCAUGGAGCUUGAUGGACAUAAUGAGCAUCCCGGCUUCGGAACGCAGCCGCCAGCUCCUAUGGAAGAGAAGGGAGUCACUUCGCUAUCAUACCCUGGUGUUCUUGCUUCGACCAACAUGCCGGCUCCUCCGAUCCGGGGCAUGAGCAUGCCGAUGACACCGAAUCAGCAGGGUGGACCACGCUCGCCGAAUUCGAAAAAGCAUAAGUGUCCCUACUGCGAGACGGAAUUUACGCGCCACCACAAUCUGAAGAGUCAUCUCCUGACUCAUAGUCAAGAGAAGCCAUAUGUUUGUCAAACGUGUUCAAUGCGUUUCCGUCGCUUGCAUGAUCUUAAGCGUCACACCAAACUACACACCGGAGAGAAACCCCACGUAUGUCCAAAGUGUGACCGUAAGUUUGCGCGCGGCGAUGCUUUGGCACGGCAUAGCAAAGGUCCUGGCGGUUGCGUUGGUCGUCGGAGUAGCUUAGGAAGCUUUCUCGGCGAAGAAGAGGUGGACGGUUCAAGCCACAUGGAGGGCGAUGAUUCCGCGAUGACUGGUGUCGUGUAUGAUGGUUCCAACGAAGGUGAGUUGACGGAGGAAGAGAGACGGCGUCUUAGUUUACCCAGCAUAAAAGCUCAGCAUGUUCAAGGUAACCAAACACUACUCGAACUCUACGUUUCACCUUUUUUAACACCUCAACCUUCAGGGUCUGCUACGGGUCGACUCUAUCCACCCAAUGUGGAUCGUGGUUCCGGAAGUUCGAACGCGUCCCAGACUCCCGGCACCAGCAUCUCAUCUCUCCCUGUAGGCGCUAGCAAUCCAGCUAUGUACGCUCAAAGCGCAAUGACCGAGAGCCCUAAACCCUUAAGCCCCUCUGGCGGGCAGGGCCAUGACUCUACAAAUAUUAAUAGACAGCGCUCGCCGAGCCUGACGGCGCAGUUCCAGCAACAGCACUUUAACCGUCACCAGUCGGAUCGGCACACACCUCCAGGUUUGUACAGCCCAGAGUCUCCUAAUGCACACUUUCAUACUGAGAAUAUCGAAGUGCCUGGAUUUGCCGCGGUCGACGCUGCUAGAUACGCCGCCUCCGCGGGAGCUAUACAGAGCUCUGCCCCUGCUUCUCAAUCGGCGCCUGGGAGUUCUGGCCAACAAAUAGUUGCUGGUCCCGGGAUCGGCCAUUCCCACGCGUCUAAUGGUCCGAACCAGAACGGUGGCAGCGGUGAUAGCACUAGCAAUAAUAUAUUUGCGACUGAUCAAGGGAUAUGGGCUUACAUCCACGGUCUCGAGGAGCAAGUCAGGCAACUGAAUGAACGUGUCCAAGCGAUGGAAGCAACGGGGAGAUCUCAAGAGGAAAAGAUUACGUAUCUGACGAACGAAAUGACGGCUCUUCGAAGCGAAGUCGAGAUAAAGACAGAUGUGACUGAAAAGGUCAGCUGA
Molecule: messenger RNA, 2058 nt
Organism: Daldinia childiae
Lineage: Eukaryota; Fungi; Ascomycota; Sordariomycetes; Xylariales; Hypoxylaceae
Product: Transcriptional regulator CRZ1
Exons: 1
Coding region: 1-2058 (685 amino acids)
Biological process (GO): regulation of transcription by RNA polymerase II
Molecular function (GO): DNA-binding transcription factor activity, RNA polymerase II-specific; RNA polymerase II cis-regulatory region sequence-specific DNA binding
Source: RefSeq, a predicted model, not a curated record